AAUAACAAGAUUGAGGGAGAAGCUACAAAAGCGGCUACUCACUGCUUACAACUUAUAUUUUAUAAACAUUAGCUAAACAACAAGUAUCGUGUUUUAAUUGAACUUUCGUGGUAUAUCACCGAAAAGGUCUCUGUGUUAACGACUGUGAUUUGUGCAAGUGUGAAAAGUGUCGUUUGGUGCUGUUUAGUUUUAUUUGUGAACAAUCAAGUCGUACUUAUUCGGACCUUCGAUCAAGGAGACGAAAAAAGGAACGCGACGAAAAGUAACCAGGUCACAACCAUGAAACUCCCAAUUCCGCUUCAGCAGUUCAAAAAAUGCAUAAUACUGUUUUUACUGGGUAUCAGUUGCAGUAUCUUGGCUUACAUACUUUACAUAAUUAAUCCAAUGAAGUUAAUAUUGGAACAAAAAUUGCAAAUGGCACCAGAUUCGUUGGCCUUUCAUUUAUGGAAAAAUCCACCUAUCAGUGUGUAUAUCAAAGUGUACAUAUUCAAUAUCACCAAUCCGGCGGAAUUCCUCAAAGGUGAGGAGAAAUUGAAAGUCCAAGAAAUCGGUCCCUACGUUUAUCAGGAAAUUUUAGUGAAUGAAAAUGUUGUGUGGCACAAGAACAACACGAUUUCGUACAUGCCGAAUAGAACGGUAGUGUACAUUCCAGAGAUGUCCAAUGGUGAUCCAGAAAAAGAUAUCGUGCAGGUGCCAAAUAUACCCAUGUUGGGUAUCUCAUCGUCGCUACAUGACCGUGGGUUCUUUGUUAACUACCCAUGGACCAGUUUGGUGAACAUGCUGGACAGCAAACCGAUAUUGAAUAUAAGCGUAUACGAAUAUCUAUGGGGUUAUGAAGAUUCUUUAGUUCGAUUAGCGAGCACCAUUGUGCCGAGCUUCAUCAACUUCCAGAAGUUCGGAUUACUGGAUAGGAUGUACGACGAGGGAAACAAUAUUGUGACCAUGAACGUCGGGAAGAACGAAAAUAUGACCGACGAAAAUGGACGUUAUCUGAGCAUCGAAAGUAUUAAUGGCAGCCCUGGUUUGCCGCAAUGGGGAUACCGGGAAGAAGAAGGAAACGAAACGUAUCCAGAGAAUACUAUUUGCAACCGAAUCAGGGGAGCUACCGAAGGAGAAUUAUUCCCAUCGUAUUUAGACGAACACGCUGUCUUCAGAGUGUACAGAAAAGCAUUCUGCAGAGCGAUACCGAUUGUGUUCAAGGAAAAAGUAUGGGUCGAAAGCGGUCUCGACGGCUAUCUGUACACUGUGGCAGACAAUUUCUUGGAUUCGCCGGAAGAAAAUCCUGAUAACGAGUGCUACUGCCGAAACAAACCCAAGUGUAUGAAGAGAGGAUUGUCUGACAUGACUCCUUGUUAUUACACUAUCCCAGCAGCAAUGUCUAUGCCACAUUUCCUCGACGCUGACCGAAAGUUUCGCGAAGACGUCGAAGGACUCGCUCCAGAUCCAGAGAAGCACAAGACCAAGAUCGUUCUGCAACCGACGAUUGGAAUCCCGAUAAAAGUUAACUCGAGAAUACAGAUCAACCUCGUUAUGGCUGAAACUACCUACAAUUCGAGGAUCUCGGCCUUCAACGGUCUUACGGUUCCAUUAUUCUGGAGCGAUCUGUCUAUACCUUCAGUACCGGACGAUCUGUUGUUCCUCUUGAAACUGGUGCUCUACGUACUUCCAAUAAUCCAGACAGUAAUAAUUUGGUUACUGGCCAUUGGGGGAGUGACGAUGACCGUAUUAUCAAUUCCAGCCAUGCUGUGGACAGUCAACCAGCAACAGGAACCCCUUUCGAUAGAAAGGAGAGACAGUUGCGAUUUAAGAAUACCGUUGAACUACGGUCAAUAUACAACGAUACGUAUUUUGCCGGCUAUUAAAAAGAUCACCUCGAAAACGGACUUAUUUAGUUAACCAAUCACACCUUAAAAGCAUUGACAAAGGAAAGACACUUAAAUUAAAACGAAAGGUCUUCUGAUUUAUAGUGAAAUUUAUUCGUUGCUGUUUUUCUCGUUAAAAAGUAAAGAUGUCGGACACGCUAGCGUACUUAAACUGACUUAUAACGCGAAAAAAAGUGUUCUCCGUUACGAUAAGCAUUCAGGGUUUCGCGCUAAAAAUAUUCCCGUCAUGGAUCGAUGUUAUUCUAUCAAAACGUUAUUGCAGCACACUUUCAAUUUUAUUCCCCUUUACUUCGAUUAAUUUGUUUUUUACAUGAAUUUAUUCUAUGCUCAAUAUAUCGUAUGUGUCGAGUAAACAAACUAUAACAGCUCAAAGUAUUUCGUCGAAGUAAGUUAUUAUUAAAAUAAAUUUUAUUGAAAAAAUGAUAUAAAAAAAGUUAAUAAAAAAUGUUAUAAAAUACAAGGUACCUAAUAUUAAGGUCGUUAGAAUAGAUCGCAUAUGUAUAUAAAAUUAUAUAACAAUGUAUAUGUGAUUAUACCAGUAUAUAAAAAAUUGUUGACAAACAAAUAUUCUCGAAUAUUUACGCAUAUAACGCACGACUUUGAAUGAAUUUUACAGACAUUAUGACUCGAGUUAAAAAUAAGACUUUGCUCACAUGUAUCGUCGUUGAUGAGGUGAAAAUGGAUAGCAAAAAUUUGAAAAUAAUGAUUGCUUAGGUAUUUCGGUUCUUGAACUCGAUAUUUUCGUUGAAAUGUCUCUUUUUACUUCGCUGAACUUUUAACGUGUUACAUUUUCAUUUACAGUGCCGGAAGUACUAAGCGAGUCAAAAUUUUUGUACACUUUUGUACUUACAUUUUCUUCGCAACAAUGAUAAUAUUGUACUAUUUAGGAUAUUUAGUAACUGUAAAAAAUAGAUUAAGCACCUUGCUUAAUUAAAUUU
Molecule: messenger RNA, 2821 nt
Organism: Megachile rotundata (alfalfa leafcutting bee)
Lineage: Eukaryota; Metazoa; Arthropoda; Insecta; Hymenoptera; Megachilidae
Product: scavenger receptor class B member 1
Cellular component (GO): membrane; cytoplasm
Molecular function (GO): scavenger receptor activity
Source: RefSeq, a predicted model, not a curated record